Molecule: messenger RNA, 1085 nt
Organism: Episyrphus balteatus (marmalade hoverfly)
Lineage: Eukaryota; Metazoa; Arthropoda; Insecta; Diptera; Syrphidae
Gene: Jhbp4
Product: protein takeout
Exons: 4
Coding region: 204-986 (260 amino acids)
Source: RefSeq, a predicted model, not a curated record
AAAGUUUUUUUUUUUUUCUAAGAAAAUAACAAAACUGGCUAUUGCACAAUUAUAUUUCCUGAAAAUAGUUCAAGUGAAAUUUGCGUUUGUGCUUGUGAUUAAAAAAAAAAAAUACAAAAUUCCUCAAUCAAAGUCAUCAGUUUGAAAAUUCCUUGUUAUAAAGUGAAAGUUUGCAUUUGUAGCAACUUAUCUUUCUUCGUAUCAUGCAAUCUAACAAAAGCAACAUCCUUGGGGCUAUAUUAUUGAGUGUUUUAACGGUUACGUGUGCUGCUAAUAGAGAGAUUAUCAAUAAUUCACCACAAUUUCAAGAAAAACCUAAUUGGUUAAAAACCUGCCCAAGAGCAAAUCCAAACGAAAACAAAUGUUUUCGUGAUCUAUUCGAAGGAUGUUUUCCAGCUCUAGCAGCAGGAAUUCCUGAAAUUGGCGUUAAAAGCUUUGAACCAUUGCACAUCGAUGCGGUAUCUGUAUCGAAAGGAAGUGGAAAUUUAGUACUAGCAGGUGGUUUUCAAAAUCUGAUUGUUAGAGGUCCAUCUAAUGCAACUGUCCGUAAAGCAAGCUUAGACUUGGAGAAAAAACUUUUCAAUUUUGAACUAGAAAUUCCAAUUCUAAGAAUUAGAGCUAAAUAUAAUUUAAAAGGUAAUAUUCUCCUCUUGCCAGUGGUUGGUAAUGGCGACGUAAAUAUGUCUUUGAAAAAUGUCCGAACUGCUGUCUACACGAAAAUUAAUCUGCGAAAUGAUCCAGAAGAAAUCAUUCACAUUGAAAACAUGAAAGUUACAUUCUUAGUUGGAAGCAUGCGUAUUCAUCUGACAAAUCUCUUCAACGGCAAUGAAAUUCUUGGAACAUCUAUUAAUCAAUUUUUAAAUCAAAAUGGCAAUGAAAUUAUAGCGGAACUUAGACCCGAUCUGGAACUGGGUUUAGCUGACAUAUUUAUUGGACUUUGGAAUAAUGUUUUCUCAAAGCUUCCAACCAAAUUAUGGUUACUGUGAUUUUAAUAAUAUUUUAAUUUGUGUGAUUGUUAGAGCAUUUAUUUAAUUUAAUCAUUUUUGUAUUUUGUAAAUAUUUCCAUCAGCACUUAGGAUACGGAU